UAGAAGUAGAACAUAAUAAAUUAAUGUAGAAAAUAAGUUUUAACUUUGAAAAUGCUAAGCAAGUUACGGAGCAAUGAAGCCUAUCAUGAGUGAAAUGUGAAUAUUUGUUAGUGGUAUUUAGAAUUUAAUUAAUCUAGAAAACAAGUUUAAAUGUGUUAAACAAGUUACAGGGUGAAUCAUGAGUGAAAUGUGAACAGUAGGAGUUGUUUUGAAUCAUACUAUAUGUUAUAUUAAUAUCAUACUUUAGUUACUAAUUAUUCCAGGUAAUUGAUAUUUAUUGUGGUCACGGAAAAGGUAUUCGUCCAUAUUAUACAAUGUCUCCAUCGCCGGAACAUAAUUUAAGAGAUCAGACACUUAACAAUGAAAGUAACAGCCACAAUAUUGGUGUUAGCACCACACUUCAACAUAACCCUGAAAGUAUAAUAUCAACACCACAAACUAUGCCUCCUGUGUCAGGAGAAGUUAUGCUGACACCCACCCAUCGGACAUUUACCCCACAAGCGCAUUCUGCAAACCCACAUAGUUCUAUGACUGCAAUUACUCCAAUAGCUAGUGCGGCUAGCCAAGCAAAAAGUAGCAUAAAAUUGCAGAACUGUAUUUCAACAGUCAGUUUAGGCUGUGAACUAAAAUUAUUAGACAUUUAUUGUCGGACAAGGUAUUCUGAAUACAACCCAUCUCGUUUCAAUGGUGUUGUUAUGAAAAUUCUGGAACCUCGUACAACUGCUUUAGUUUUUAAAUCUGGUAAAAUUGUAUGCACAGGAGCAAAAAAUGAACAUGAUGCUUAUAUUGGUGCUAGAAAAUUUGCAAGGAUUAUUCAAAAACUUGGUUAUCCGGUCAAAUUUCUCAAUUUUAAAGUACAAAAUUUUAUAGCAACUGCAGAUUUAAGAUUUCCAUUGAGGUUAGAGGCACUACAGCAAGCGCAUGGACAGUUUACAUCUUAUGAACCAGAGUUAUUUGCAGGUUUAGUGUAUAGAAUGAUUCGGCCAAGAGUUGUGUUGUUGAUUUUUGUGAAUGGCAAACUAGUUAUUACAGGUGGGAAGACUAGGAAUGAGAUUUAUGAAGCAGUAGAUAUUAUACACCCAAUUCUUAGAAGUUUCAAGAAAAACUAGUAUAUAAAUAAAUAUAAAUGUUAUCAUUAAAAUAUGGGAAAUGUUAGAACUUCGUUAUGUAACAUUACUGGUUCAAUUGUUUCAGUGAUGGUGCUCAGAUUUCAAUCUCGGCCACAUUAGAUCUAACCUUUCUUAAUACAUUGUUUAUAAAUUAUUUAUUCCAGCAAAGAGGUCUAUUUUAUUGACUGCAUUAAAUACUUGGGAAUUCAAUAGAGUCAAGAAAAUAGACUCUUUGAUGAGAAACCCUAAGUAAUCUACAAUCUGAUGACCAAUCAUCUUACUGUAAAUUACUUAGGGAGUCUCAUCAUUAACUAGAUAAUCUGAGAAGAGAAAUGAAACAACAAUUUAGCACUGUUCAGAUUUCGGUUUGGGCUACAUUCAACAUAAUCUUAAUACAUAAUUAAUUAUGAACUUAAUGAUUUAUUUAUUCCACCAAUGCCUAUACAUAAUAAAAUUUGUUGACUCUUAACGUUUAGUGGUUGGUUAAUCUGAGAAACGAAAUAUUUUUUCUAGUUUAGCAGCCUCUAGUCUCUAACUAGGUAAGGCAUGUUAGCAGUAAUAUAAAUUUAAAAAGCCAACUGUUGUGACCAUAUUAUUGAAAAGAAAUAAAGAUAAGAAUAUUAAA
Maniola jurtina (meadow brown) is the source of this 1734-nucleotide messenger RNA. RefSeq names its product TATA-box-binding protein-like. The coding region runs from base 315 to 1109 and encodes 264 amino acids. Gene Ontology annotation, biological process: DNA-templated transcription initiation. The transcript is spliced from 5 exons. NCBI's taxonomy places the organism in Eukaryota, Metazoa, Arthropoda, Insecta, Lepidoptera, Nymphalidae. The record is from RefSeq and is a predicted model, not a curated record. Gene Ontology annotation, molecular function: DNA binding; RNA polymerase II general transcription initiation factor activity.